Molecule: messenger RNA, 754 nt
Organism: Ipomoea triloba (trilobed morning glory)
Lineage: Eukaryota; Viridiplantae; Streptophyta; Magnoliopsida; Solanales; Convolvulaceae
Exons: 1
Source: RefSeq, a predicted model, not a curated record
AAAGAAAAACAGUUUCGCAAUGCCCCCACUCCAUUUCUUCCAUCUCACGCAAUCACUCUCAUAAUGCCAUGCAUCAUCAUCGAUCUUCCCCAAAUCACUAAUGCAUUUUGAUUUUCACUCCCAUGCAUAAUUUUCCCAGCUCGUUUGAUGAUGAUCAUCACGUCGUCUGUUACUUAAAUUUCUCCGUCUGAUUCUUCAAUUUGGUUGCCUAGCACGCACAUCGAGAUACAAAAUGGGGAUCACUUCAAAGGAUGUUCGGACGUAUUUAUGGGUUUUCCUUGAAUUCUCGAUGAGAUUAUGCUGCACUUUCGCAAGGGAACAUCCUUUGGCCUCGCUAUUUUUCGUAAUCUUCCUUGUUUUGUAUGUGUUCUUGACGACAAUCUUCUGGUUCUUGAUUUAUUCCCUUCCUUUUGUCCUCAUCGCCGCCGUUAUCAUCAAAGUAACAUACUUUCCCGAGGUCGGAGCUGCGAACAGGGAAAAUGCGGAUCCGAAACCCUCCGGAAAAAUCAAGCUCUCUGAGGAUGAAGAGAGGAGAAAGAAAGCGAUCGGGCGCGCUCAAUCCGUCCGGCGAAGGAAAUCGAAGAAGGAUUUCCCGCCGUACGUUGAGGAAGACGGCGGGUCGAUUUUUCCGCCGGCGGGUUUUAGUGAGCACGAAGUGGUUGAUAAAAGUCCUCUGACAGAAGAGAACAUGAAGGAUAUUAGGGAAGUGGAGGUGGACCCCGCGGAAUGUUCUUCGUCUGAUGCGUCUCAGAGC